UUUGUAUUUUUAGAUUUACCCUUUUCAUCGGCAUCUUCAACAUAUCAUUUACAUAAAAAUUGUACAAAAUCAGAGACAAUACGAAUAGAAUCGGGUUGCGAAAUUACCAAUAAACGCUGCCAGUGUUGGCCCACACUUAAAGUGUGUCGCAAUCAGUUGGAUACGGGUGUGGGGACGACGGAUAUACGAUGGCAUUUUAAAACAUUAGAGGACUGCCAAUUAAAUUUACAAAAUUUAAUAAAACUUGAAAUGGAAUUUGAUGAGGACUAUACAAUCUCACCGAGUACAUUUACGUAUAAGAAAUUGAGAAGAAGGAGGAAACGAUCAUUACGUAGAAAGACGUAAGUUAGAAAGAAAAUUUAAAAAAAUAUAUAUAAAAUUUAAAAAAAUAAAAAGAAAGAUUUAAGUAAUAAAUUAAAUUAAAAGAAAAAAAAAUAUUUCAAUUAAAGAAGUUUUUAAUACUUCUUAUACUCGAACAGAAGAAGAACAUAACUAAAAGAGAACUUGAAUCGAAUUAGAAUAGAACUAGAACAAAACAAAAACAAAACUAGAACAGAACUAGAACAGAACUAGAACU
Molecule: messenger RNA, 577 nt
Organism: Lucilia cuprina (Australian sheep blowfly)
Lineage: Eukaryota; Metazoa; Arthropoda; Insecta; Diptera; Calliphoridae
Exons: 2
Source: RefSeq, a predicted model, not a curated record